Messenger RNA from Penaeus monodon (black tiger shrimp), 4321 nucleotides. RefSeq lists its product as uncharacterized. The record is from RefSeq and is a predicted model, not a curated record. Gene Ontology annotation, cellular component: mitochondrion. Lineage: Eukaryota; Metazoa; Arthropoda; Malacostraca; Decapoda; Penaeidae.
AAAAUAUGAACAAGGGAAGUUUGCGGCCAAGAAGAGAGACGCUGGGAAAGCUAGUGCUAAUGUCAUCAUUUCUGGCACCAACAAUGUCCUUCAAUAAUGCUCAAGUUGAGAAGAAAAUCCCAGUCAUAGAAAUCACUAGAAAGGCUAAGAAGAAUAGUAGUUACCUCAUUCAAUUAUUUCUGGAGAUAUAUGAGGCCUUUCGAUUAUGCCUGAGAGCAUUACGGCUGGUGAUUACAUUUAUGCCGAUCUUCGCUCUCUAUCCCAUGACUUUCUUUGGAGAGAGGAGUAAAGAUUUGUGGUGGUUCUUGCUUUUGCGAGGAAUUGAGUUCUCGGGACCUAUUCUGAUCAAGUUAGGACAGUGGGCCUCAACACGGAGAGACUUGUUCCCAGACUCUUGUUGCCGCCAGUUUGCCAAGCUCCAGAGAAGUGUCAAACCACACUCGUGGAAGUACACAAAAUAUAUGAUGAGGAAAGCCUUUGGUCCUGAAUGGUGGAAGAUCUUUGUCAAGUUUGACAAUAACAGAAACCCAGUGGGGUCUGGGUGUGUUGCUCAGGUUUAUAAGGUUUGGAUGUCAGCAGAAGCCGUCACAGAUGAAGAAAUACUCACUGAAAUUCUGUCUGAAAUGGAGGAUGAUGUUUCUGAUUCAUUUGAAGGUAUGCAUGUCAUAGGAUUCAGGAGUUUAUUUGGCAUAGAUGAUGGAGAAGAAGUAAAGCAGAAGAGGAUACUAGAGGAAUGGAGGGAGAAGCGAGACCAGAUGAGGAGAGAAAAGGAGGCGCAGAGGAGAGCAGGUAUAGACAAGGAAGAGCAAAAUGUAGAUUUGCAUGAAGUAGUUUUGGAAAAGGAGGAAAAGGAAAUGUCAAAAGUAGACCCAGAAAAUGGAGAGAAACAUGUGCAGGAUGAUGAAACAGGGAUGAUACAAGGUAAUAAAGAGUUUGUUGUUGAAACAAGUGUUGAUGAAAGUAGGAAGAAAUUAUUUGAAAUAAACACAGGAAUUAUAAAAGAGGAUGAGCAGAUGUCAGACGUUUGUGCAAGUGCAGUAGUUAGCAGAAAAGAGCAGUCUGAUAUUGUGUCCGAUACAGAAUUUGAGAAGAGAGCUGAAAAAAUGAAGGAAAUUGCUUCUGAUAACCAGCUUGUAGAAAAGUUUUACAAAGAAGAAAGUAAAGAUACAACCAGUAGUUUUCAGUCAGAGAAUGAUGAUUCAGACAAAUCCGAUGUAAAUGUGUUAACAGUAACAGAAAAUUUGGUGGCCGAAUUAGUAAAUACUGAAGAAGAUCAACAAAGACAAGCAGAUCUGGAACCUGAUGAGGAACCCUUUGAAGAUAUAACUGAACAUUCAUUAGUAGAGGAGUGGCAGGAAGGUGUGCAUGACAAGUCUCUCCCACUGGAAGAGUUUCCACCAGAGGACCUGGAUGGCCUUGUGCCCGUGGCAGUUAAAGUUCUGCACCCUGGUAUUUACUCCUAUUUCCGGAGAGAUCUGAAGAUUAUGAAGGCCUGUGCUUCUUUUAUCUCAGCAAUUUAUCCUCCACUUAAGUGGCUUUCCCUCCCUCAGUGUGUACAAGAGUUUGCUGAGGUGAUGUCAUGUCAGAUUGAUCUCAAACUGGAAGCUGAAAAUAUGGAAUUGUUUGCUGAAAAUUUUGCUGAUAAUCCCUAUGUCAGAUUUCCAAGAAUACUAAGACCAUAUGUAACAAGAAAGGUGCUCGUAGAAACAUUUGAAGAGGGAGAGCAGAUGAUUGAUUUCAUUGGCACAACAGGAGAAGAGAAACCUGCUGAGCUUAAGAAACGUUUGGCAGAAAUUGGUGUUGAUGCUUUGCUGAAAAUGGUUUUUGUAGACAACUUAGUGCAUGGUGAUUUGCAUCCAGGCAACAUCUUGGUUCAGAACAACAGUGCCAAGGAAGAGGGCAGCAAGGCAGUCUCAGGAGAUGUUGUCAAAUUCAUGAUGGUGGAUGUUGGGUGUGAUACUUUCGUUAUGCAUGUGGAGCCAGACCCAAAUCCACUGCGCAUCUGCCUCCUUGACUGUGGCGUUGCAUCCAGGCUCAAAGAGAAAGACUUAGCUAAUUUCAAGGCUGUCUUCAGACAAGUGGUUUUUGGUGAUGGAGAGUCUGUGGCAGACUUGUUCCUCAGUAAUAGUGAACAUUGCUGUAAGGACCCUGAAGCCUUUAAAGCAGAGAUGACAAGCCUUGUAAAUUCAGCUAGGGAAGAUACAAUAGCAUUAUCACAGAUUGAUGUGGGGGUCCUGCUGCAACAAGUCUUGAGGAUCCUCUUACAUCAUCAGGUGCGGCUGGAAUCUGCCUUCAGUGCUGUGGUCUUGGCAGUCUUUGUUCUGGAAGGUCUUGGUCGAGCAUUAGACCCCAAUAUGGAUAUCUUAGAGAGAGCAAGACCAAUCUUGGUUACUGGAAAAGUGAAAUGAUUAUGAUAGUUAUGAUCUAUGAGGACUAGCUUACUGGAAAUGCUAUUUAGAUGCCUUAAUUUCUGGUAUUUCUCAGUUACAGUAAUACAAGGAUUGUUUUAUUGGUAUUAUGUUUGUGGGUUGACUCCUUUUGGCGUGUAAGCCUCAAAUUCCAGUAGUGCAGCAUUUGCAUUAUUACCAUGACAGUUGUAUAGACGUUUCCAUUCUUACAAGAGAUUCCUGAAUUUCCUCAUCAUCUUUUUAUACAUUAACUGCCUGGUCAGCUAACAUUACUGGUAACAUUUUUCCAACAAUAUUUUUUCUAUGUUGAAAAAAACAAAUAGAUUUUACUGCAAAAAACAAAUAAUUUAAGAAUAGGCAGUGAAACAUUUAUACCAUAUAUGAUAUGGCAUCCAUUGUUAAACUGGCAAAAUGUUGGUAAUGUAAGAUAGAGCUACGUUAUUGUUUACAGAGCUCAACAAGCGUCCAUGUGCAUGGCUGUCCUAAUGUUUUAUAAGCCUAUUUCCAAAAUAGCUACUUGCUAUGGUUAAAUCUUAGGUGUACAAGACUUCACAUUGUUGAAUGGCCUGUAGGCUAUCAAGAUUGUAGUACAGUUGAUAUUAUUGCAGAUAAUAUACUGUACUGGUAUAUCAGGAAUGAAUUCUUAAUUUCUAUCAAGUCAGAUAGUACCUUGUUGCAAAGAUUGUAUUGAUACAAAAUUGGAUAUCUAGAUCGGAUAAUGAAAUAUUUUGUAAAUUGAUAUUUAUGUUAAUUUCAUUAAAAACAUUAAUUCACAAGAUAUAUCAUAUAUGAUUACUGAAAGAAUCAUACAGAAAUUUAUGUAAAUUAGAACUGAAUGUAUUUUUUUCUUUUUAAUAAAGAAAAAAAAUAGAUAUGUAUGAAAUAAUAACAUAAACUAGUGAUGAUGACUUAUGUAGAAAGUCUGCAUUUGCAUAAAAAUUGGUGUGAUUAUUUUGCUGUAUGGACUUUCUUCAGCAACAAGCAUAUAGGCUGUGAUAUUUCUAUUUUUUUGCCCUUUAUAUUGAACUUCAUUUAUAUCAUGCAGUGUUCAGGGAGUAAAAUGUUUCUCUUUCUAGUCAUCCAGAUCAUAAUGGUCAUUUUAAAUACUGAUAUUCUUCAUUUAUAGCUUUCAUUUUUUGGGUUUCCUUUCUUUCUUUCCUCCUCAUUAUUAUUAUUAUUAUUAUUAUUAUUAUUAUUAUUAUUAUUAUUAUUACUAUUAUUAUUACUAUUAUUAUUACUAUUAUUAUUACUAUUAUUACUACUACUACUACUACUACUACUACUACUACUACUACUACUACUACUACUACUACUACUAUUAUUAUUAUUAUUAUCAUUAUUAUUCCAAGUUCCAAAUUAGUAGGAUAAGGGAAAGGUUAGGAAUGAAGUCUGUAUUCUAUUCAGGCCAUUUACUGCAGUUAGUAUCAUUUCCUCCUUCCAGAUAUUAUGGUAUAUUCCUGUUUAAGGAGUCUUUAUUUAAAGUAGACUGCCAUAAUAAUCUAUAUGUGGUACUUAGACAUACUGUAGAUUAUGUUAGGGCAUUUGCAUGGAUAACUUUAGCAGUAUGAACCUGAAAGGUAAAACAAGUAAGAAUGUAACAUCUUAUUCCUUGCUAUGUAAAAGGUGCGAUAUGUCUCUUUAAGUGUGUUGUUCAAGGAUAGGUUUACGUUCAUGUUAACAUUGAACUACCAGAGCAUUUCGGAGCUUGAGCAGCAUUUCUUUGAGAAAAGAAAAAAUCUCAAACAGAUUAUGUAUGAUAAUUCACGUGAUAGUGGACAUGCACAGUGUGAAAUUUCAGAAGUAGAAGAGUCCCAUCAUGUUACCUUGUUACAUUUUGUUUGAAUACAGUGUUUUUAAAGUUGGUAUUUUAUUUUGUUAUGUUUCAGGAUGAAUAAACUUGAAAAGCCUUGUUA